AUGGUUUUGGACCCUGUGAAGGGCACAGUCUUCUUCUGUUUCACUGGGCUUGGCACCAUGGGGAACAUCUCAGUUUUUGUCAGUUACAUGCACAUGUUCCAAAACACUGAGAAGAAACCUAUACACCUCAUUCUUGCUCACUUGGCACUGACAAAUAUCAUAAUGCUUUUUUCGAAAGGGAUGCCGAAGACUAUAGAAGCCUUUAAUUUUGGAAACUUCUUAGAUGAUACCAGUUGUAAAGUUGUUGUUUACCUGUCACGAGCAUCCCGGGGCCUCUCCAUCUGCACCAGCAGUCUCCUCACUGUGGUCCAGGCUGUCACCAUCAGCCCCAGACAUUCCAGGUGGCAGAGGCUCACCCUCAAGACUCCACAGCACAUUCUUUCCUCGCUGCUCUUCUUUUGGAUACUCAAUUUCAUGAUCAGCAUGAAUUUACCAUAUUACAUUAAAAGUAUCAACAGUGUGAACAUAACACAGGUUAAAAAAAGUGGCAACUAUUGCUAUUUUCUGCCAGAAAGCUGGAUAACAAGAUGGAUUUUUCUCAUCCUCAUGGUUCUGAGAGAUGCUGUGUUUCAGGGUGCCAUGGGAGGAGCCAGUGGCUACAUGGUAUUUCUUCUCCACAAGCACCACCAGCAUGUCCUCUACCUUCAGAACUCUGAGCUUCUCUACAGAACUCCCCCUGAGCUGAGAGCUGCUCAGAGUGUCCUCCUUCUGAUGCUCUGUUUUCUUUUCUUCUACUGGGCAGAUUGUUUUAUUUCUAUAAUCUUUACUUUCUUCUUAGAAAAUUAUUCCAAAAUACUGUAUGUUCCAGAGUUUCUAACUCUUGGAUAUGCAGUUAUCAGCCCCUUCAUACUUAUUCAGAGAGAUGAACAUCUGACUAAAUGUUGUCACACUCAGUAA
Messenger RNA from Onychomys torridus (southern grasshopper mouse), 897 nucleotides. Its product is annotated as putative vomeronasal receptor-like protein 4. Gene Ontology annotation, molecular function: pheromone receptor activity. NCBI's taxonomy places the organism in Eukaryota, Metazoa, Chordata, Mammalia, Rodentia, Cricetidae. The record is from RefSeq and is a predicted model, not a curated record. Gene Ontology annotation, biological process: G protein-coupled receptor signaling pathway. The transcript has a single exon. Gene Ontology annotation, cellular component: membrane. Bases 1 to 897 code for a protein of 298 amino acids.